Molecule: messenger RNA, 2138 nt
Organism: Telopea speciosissima
Lineage: Eukaryota; Viridiplantae; Streptophyta; Magnoliopsida; Proteales; Proteaceae
Product: alpha-1,4 glucan phosphorylase L isozyme, chloroplastic/amyloplastic-like
Exons: 10
Biological process (GO): glycogen catabolic process
Cellular component (GO): cytoplasm
Molecular function (GO): pyridoxal phosphate binding; glycogen phosphorylase activity
Source: RefSeq, a predicted model, not a curated record
AUUGAAUACUGUAUUCUGAAUCAGAUUUGCUACAUAUUGUACCCUGGGGAUGAGUCAGUGGAAGGAAAAAUUCUGCGUCUGAAACAACAAUACACACUGUGCUCUGCUUCUCUUCAAGAUAUUAUUGCUCGUUUUGAGAGGAGAUCUGGAAAGUCUGUGAACUGGGAUGAAUUUCCUGAAAAGGUUGCAGUACAGAUGAAUGACACUCACCCAACUCUCUGCAUUCCAGAGCUGAUGAGAAUAUUGAUAGAUAUAAAAGGCAUGGGGUGGAAGGAAGCUUGGAAUAUUACUCGAAGGACUGUUGCUUACACGAACCACACUGUUCUACCUGAGGCUCUGGAGAAAUGGAGUUUGGAGCUUAUGCAGAAAUUACUUCCUCGACAUGUUGAGAUCAUAGAAAUGAUUGACGAGGAGCUAAUUCAUACCAUAAUUGCUGAGUAUGGUAUAAAGGAUACUGACUUACUGCAGAAGAAACUGAAAGAGAUGAGGAUUUUAGACAAUUUUGAUUUUCCAGCCUCUGUCCUAGAUCUAUUUGCAUCAGAGGAAAGCUCUGCUACUGAUUUCAGUGAAGAUGUUGAAGUCUCCGUUGAAGAAGUUGAAGUCUCCGUUGAAGAAGUUGAAGGGUCCGUUGAAGAAGUUGAAGUCUCCGUUGAAGAAGUUGAAGGGUCCAUUGAAGAAGUUGAAAGUUCUGAUGCAGAGAUUAAAGCCACUGAUGAAGAGGAUGAGUCUGAAGGAAAGGAUACAAAGAAGAAGCAACCAGUGUUUUUAAAACCGGAUCCAAAACUGCCAAAGGUGGUCCGAAUGGCUAAUCUUUGCGUUGUUGGUGGCCAUGCCGUAAAUGGGGUUGCUGAGAUUCAUAGUGAAAUUGUUAAAACAGAGGUCUUUAAUGACUUCUAUAAGUUGUGGCCUGAGAAAUUUCAAAAUAAAACAAAUGGUGUGACACCAAGAAGAUGGAUCCGUUUUUGCAAUCCAGAUCUGAGUAAAAUCAUAACCAAAUGGGUUGGUACAAAAGACUGGGUCCUUGACACAGAGAAGCUAGCAGAACUUCGAAAGUUUGCGGAUAAUGAAGACCUACAAACUGAGUGGAGGGCAGCAAAAUGGAGCAAUAAGGCGAAAGUUGUGUCAUUAAUAAAAGAAAAAACAGGGUAUGUUGUCAGCCCUGAUGCAAUGUUUGACAUACAGGUGAAACGCAUUCAUGAAUACAAGCGCCAAUUAUUGAAUAUCAUGGGAAUUGUUUACCGCUAUAAGAAGAUGAAAGAAAUGAGUGCUGAAGAAAGGAAAGAGAAGUUCGUUCCUCGAGUAUGUAUAUUUGGAGGAAAAGCAUUUUCCACAUACGUGCAAGCUAAGAGGAUAGUGAAAUUCAUCAUAGAUGUUGGGGCUACUGUAAAUCGUGAUUCAGAAAUAGGAGAUUUAUUGAAGGUCGUUUUCAUCCCUGAUUACAAUGUUAGCGUUGCAGAAUUGCUUAUUCCUGCCAGUGAGCUUUCUCAGCACAUCAGUACUGCUGGGAUGGAGGCCAGUGGAACAAGCAACAUGAAAUUUGCAAUGAAUGGCUGUAUCCUGAUUGGGACCUUGGAUGGGGCCAAUGUUGAAAUAAGGGAAGAGGUUGGAGAAGACAACUUUUUCCUCUUUGGUGCACAAGCUAAUGAGAUUGCAGGCCUGAGGAAAGAAAGAGCUGAGGGCAAGUUUGUGCCAGACCCUCGGUUUGAAGAAGUAAAGGCAUUUGUCAGAAGUGGUGUUUUUGGACCCUCCAACUAUAAUGAACUCAUUGGAUCUUUGGAAGGGAAUGAGGGUUAUGGGCGUGCAGAUUAUUUCCUUGUUGGCAAGGACUUCCCCAGUUACCUGGAAUGCCAAGAGAAAGUAGAUGAGGCUUACCGAGACCAAAAGAGAUGGUCGAAAAUGUCAAUUUUGAAUACAGCUGGUUCAUACAAAUUCAGCAGUGAUCGGACAAUCCACGAAUAUGCGAAAGAUAUAUGGAACAUCAAACCUGUUGAGUUACCAUAGGAUGUUCAUAUCUGGUUGGUUUUCCAUGGUGUAUCUAUUGGGGGUUUACCUGUGUUCUUGCCGUCUGUAAUAUAACUUCUUUGAUGCUUGAGCUGUAAAGUUGUCAAAGCAGUACACGUAUAAUAAUAGCAGCAGUG